AUGAGGCAACUCUGGAGGAUUAUCAAUCUUGCCGCCAACACCAUCCAGACCUUCUUCCCAAGCAACGAGUCCAUGUCCACAAGCUUGGCGUCAGAUCUUCGUGCGACUCCCGUGAUCCAACAAGUCGCUGAAGCCUCCUUCCGCAAGACCCAAACCCUCUACGAUGCCAGCUGUUUCAUCGACUUUGAUAACAAGAACCGACCCUACACCAACAACAAUCUCUUUUCUCAGUCCAUCUCCUAUACCCGUUCCGGUCGCACCUCUAACUAUACCCACCGUACCAGCCUCAUUGACCUUCUAACCCCAAUCGAUCCUGUCCUGUCCACCUUUGCAUGGACAAAUAACGCAUCCAACAUUCGCAUCCUCACCGACGGCCGCUGCGGGUCCGCCUGCGCAAUCUUCACCCAUUUCCUGUCAAACGUCCACAAAGUCGACGCAUACGCUGUCGGCGGCAUCAAGGCUGACCAGCUCUCUAUGUUUUCCUUCCCGGGCGGCAUCGUUUCUAACCGAACGGUUCUUAGGCGCUACUAUACCAAUGCUGGAUUGGCGAGCCCACUUGAACCUUUUCCCUAUUCAACCCACCUUGGAGUGACUGUCCUCGAGAUUUAUGCACAUGGAAGUGCGACGCCUUUUGAGUACGAUGCUGCAUUGUAUCCUGCUGCGUACCGGGUGGGGUAUACUACUCAGAACUCUCGGAAUCGGCAGGUUAUGUGGGAAGCGGUUGCUACCCAUGCUUGGAAGAGAAAUAGCACUGUUAUGGAAUGCGAUGAUUUCUAG
Molecule: messenger RNA, 777 nt
Organism: Linnemannia hyalina
Lineage: Eukaryota; Fungi; Mortierellomycota; Mortierellomycetes; Mortierellales; Mortierellaceae
Source: the annotation of a GenBank genome assembly